Paramecium tetraurelia is the source of this 1332-nucleotide messenger RNA. RefSeq lists its product as uncharacterized. NCBI's taxonomy places the organism in Eukaryota, Ciliophora, Oligohymenophorea, Peniculida, Parameciidae. The record is from RefSeq and is a predicted model, not a curated record. The transcript has 5 exons. Gene Ontology annotation, molecular function: calcium ion binding.
AUGAAAAAAAAUAGCAUUUUAUCAGUGCCUAUCAAGUAUUAAAAUUAGAUAUAUUAAGUGGAAAUAUUUGCGUUUGAUACCCCUUUGUAAAUAGCGUAUAGAUUCUGCACUUAGCAGAAUUUGGAAUUCAAUUUUAUAUCGCCACUUUCAAAAUAAAUAAUAUCCUUUGUCUCAAUGCUAUUGGAUUCUGCUAGUGUAGACAACACCACCAAGGCGCAAAUAAGACUGCACUUUGAUAAAUUCAUAAACAAUGCGAGUAUUAGGGAGAGUAUCAAAAUUGUGGACACCUCCAUUUAAAUUCGAAAUGAUUGCAUCCAAAUUACGAAGCAGCAAGAUUCUACACGGAAUAAGGAUGAGAACUUCAAUUUCUCAUUUGACAAAGACAAUAAUGAAGACAACACAUCAAACCUCCAAGAUUAAUUCUAAUUUUCAUUUAAAAACAAAUUAUAGGAAAUGUUGAAUCCAGAGAAAAAUCAACCCUCCUCUAGAGGCAGCAGUCGCAUAGAUCAUUACGUUAAGAAUAAUUCAGUCCAUCAGAUUGAGAAUCUUCAAAAAUAGGAGAAGUUGAAUUAGAAAAUAAUGAACCGAUUGAAAAACAAAUCACCUAGUAAAUCACCUAACAAACGAGUUGGCAUUCCGUAUUAAGACUAUAUGAAAAGACCAAGUGUCCAAAUAGAUAACUCUAAGGAUAGUUUCCAUUCAAAUCAUGGCCUCAGAAACAGGCCAAGUCAAUUCAUUUCUGCCCAAUAGAGUCCCAUCUAUACUCCAGAAAAACAAGAGCAAAACACUCUUCAAACCUUACCAAAAGGUAGAAUAAGCAUGGAAAAAUCAAAGCAAUAUAAUUCGAGAAAUAUCUCUCCACAGGAAAUCAGUUUCUCUUAGUAACAGAUAGAUUAGAGCAUACAAUCAUCGAUGGUUAGCAAUGGAACACUAUGUAAUAGUCGGAUUGAGCAUCAAUCUAAGUAGGACAGAAUGAAGAGUUUCAAGGAUUUGAUGAAUAAAUUGUAAUGCAUUUCGACUCCUCAGAAGAGUUAGAGAAAUUAUGAAAUUUAUAUCAAACAACAAAACAAUACAUAAGCAAAAAUAGAAUAAAAAAUAAAUGAGAUAUUUGCUGUGCUUGAUACGAACAAGGAUGGUUAUAUUGAUCAUGAAGUCAAUUUACAAUAGUUAAAAUAACAAAUUAUCGAUUUGUUCGAGCCGGUUUGGUUUCAAGUUCUGUGGAAGAAGAUUAAGAUCAAUAAGAGACAAUUUCAAGACAUGAUGCAAAAAAGAAUUAAGGAUCUUGAUUAAUAAGAUAUUGGAAAAUUUAUAUUUAAUGGAAUUAAAAAGUGA